UCUGGACUUGUACUUAAUUUCACAGGAUGUAUGGGUAUCAACAACAAGCUGCAGUUGCUGCAUCUCAGCAGUACCAGCAGCCAAGCCAAGACCAGUAUCAGCAACAUGGAUAUCAGCCUCAGUCACAGAUGGCUUAUCAGCAACAAGGAUUUCAGCCUCAGGCACAACAAGGUUAUCAACCACAGCCUCAGCAGGGUUAUCAGCCACAGCAGCAGCAGCAGCAAUAUGGACAACAGUAUCAGCAAGAUCAAUAUGGGGUACAGCAACAACAGCAGAUGCAGCAGCAGACACAGCAACAAACACAGCAGCAAGCAUCCUUCCAGGAAUUCAUUGAAGCACAGGAAAAUAAGGAGGGUGUUCGUUUCUCUUGGAAUGUUUGGCCAUCCAGUAGAAUUGAAGCAACUCGCAUGGUGGUGCCCGUGGCUUGCACAUAUACCCCCUUGAAAAAACGUGAUGAUUUACCUCCAAUUUGCUACGAGCCCCUCAAGUGUACACAGAUGCAAUGUGGUGCUAUCUUAAACCCUCUCUGUCAGGUUGACUUUCGUUCCAAGAUGUGGGUGUGCUGUUUCUGCUUCCAGCGUAACCCCUUUCCCAGUAGCUAUGCUUCCAUCAGUGAACAAAGCCAGCCUGCAGAGCUGUUCCCUUCCUAUUCUACAAUUGAAUAUACUAUCAUGAGGCAGCAGAAUAUGCCACCAAUCUUCCUGUUUGUUGUGGAUACAUGUGUGGAUGAGGAAGAACUGAGUGCACUGAAGGAAUCCAUUACUAUGUCUCUCUCCCUGAUGCCAGCCAAUGCCCUUGUUGGGCUUAUUACCUUUGGACGCCAUGUUCACGUUCAUGUUUUGGCAAAUGAAGUGAUGAGAAAGCAAUAUGUAUUUCCUGGAGGAAAAGAUCAGACUUCCAAAACCGUACAAGAAUAUCUGGGAGUAGGACUUAAAACUACUGCUCAGACACAGGUAUGUUUUUUUUUUUUCAUCUAAUGAGAAAUAUUAUUC
This is a messenger RNA of Cherax quadricarinatus, 992 nucleotides long. The record is from RefSeq and is a predicted model, not a curated record. Lineage: Eukaryota; Metazoa; Arthropoda; Malacostraca; Decapoda; Parastacidae.